ACAUUCAACAUGGCGAUACCGUACAGACUGCGGUGUAAUUUGACAGGUCAUGAAAAAGAUGUCCGUGUUCUAAUUACAUCAAUAUUUCCCGAAAAUGGAUUAAUAUCUGGUUCCAGGGAUAACACUAGCUGCAUAUGGGUUGAAAAUGAGUAUGCUUUGUUCAUUUAAAUUUCAAAAUUCUUAAUGAUAACUUAAUGAUAGUGACUUGACUUAAUCAACUUAAUGAAUGAAAAUGAUAAAAUAACAAAUGAUUGAAAUGAUAUGUAAAUGAAUAACAAUAAUUUCAAUAAUAAUGAAUAAUGUCAACACAUUAUAUCAAUAGUUUAAUAAUUUUAGUUUAGAAUUAUCUGGUUUUACUAAGGCAAGAGUAGCCUUAAGUCUUAUAAUUUUUAUGACUGAGAAUGAUAACUGACAAAUAGGCCUACCCUACACAUAAUUUUAUUAAAAUACAGUAUUUACAAGAACUAGUACAAAUGUCUAAUUCCAUUGGUUUAGAUUGUUUUUAAAUUUAGUUUUUUUCUUACAAAUUAAUUUAUUUUAAAAUUUUGCAAAUCUGCAAAUUAAAUUAAAUAUAAUUAAAUUAUUAGUUUUAAAAGAUUCAUGCACAUACCGUAUGUGCAUACGCCGGCGUCGUAUGUGACAUACGAUGAUUUUGUUAUCUACCAUAUGACAAAUCUCACCAGGAGCUAUAAAAACAUUUCCUUGUUUACUUAUUUAUUAGAGGUGAUAACAGUUUCCGGAAGGAACUUGUGAUGAAAGGCCAUAAGAACUUUGUAUCCAGUAUUUGUGUCAUGCCACCUGAUGACACUUACCCUGAGGGACUAAUUGUUACUGGAAGCAUUGACAAGAAUAUCCUAGCCUACAAGCCUGGUGUCCCAGAACCUGUCUAUAAGCUGACAGGACACGAAGGAAAUGGUAAUGACUUUACCUGUAACCUUCUUAAUGAAUUUUUUCUAAUAUUUAAAAUUAUAUUGCUCUGAAAGAUCCAAGAAGAUGGUUACAUUUUCAUAGGUGACUGCCACUUGAGAUGUAGAUCUGUACAUAUUCUAAUGAUAAAAACACAUUCCGAGGAAAUUGGAUGCCAUUUAGUCAUUAUAAAACAUUGCUACAAUUUUGAUAAGUAGAUAUGAACUUAACAUCUUAAAGUAAUCAUCAGAAGCUGUACAUUCCAUAAAAUCAAAAAGGGGACAUUUUUGUUUACAUUUUCAUCAUAGGACUAAAAUCUUUUUUUUUUUUUUUUGUGGAUAUCUUAGUUGCGUGCUAAAGUGCAUUUACAUAAGUUUAAAAUUAUUAAAAAAAUAAAGUUGUUUGCUCUCUCAAAUUCUUUGGGGAGUUCGGCAAAACUGAAACGGAUCUCAUUACUAAAUCUAACUAAAGUUAGCAUAUGUCUGAUGAUUGUCAUUAAAACUAAAAUGUCAUUUUUCAAUGCCAUUUUCAUCAUUUUCUAUACUUUGAGCCCAGUAGAUUUAAAUUUAUUUCAUAAACCUGAUCUGGUAAAAUUUGAGCAUAAAUAGUCUAUUAGACAUGAUUUCAGUGGCUUUAAAUCAUAUACUAUGAAGAGUUCUCAGUUUUAUCAUUGAAAUGUUUGAUAUUUCUUUUAGUGUGUGCCUUGGCUUCAGGAAAGUUUGGAUUUCUUCUAAGUGGAUCCUGGGACAAAACUGCUCGGGUCUGGCUCAACCAAAAAUGUGUUAUGGAAUUAAGAGGUAAAAUUUAUAUUGUAGAUCAGAGUUAAUAUUUACUGUUACUUGUGUUACAGUAUUUAACUAUAACAGCUGGAACAUGGGGCUGGACCAAAGAAGAUUUUAAAAAUUUAACUGACUAAAAGUGAACCUAGAGUUGCUUAAAUGAUACAUUUGUGGUGAAUCAAAAAUCUUUAUAUUAAUUUUAAAAAAUCAGAAAUUGUAUUGUUACUAUCCAAGCUUCUGAUGUAAUGUAAUAAAUAUAAAACUUAACGCAUUUGAAGCAUUCGAUGGCAGGACAAGGUGCCUAAAACGGAGGUCUUGGAACGUGCACACUUGUUUAGCAUAUUCUCCUUUCUUACCAAGAGGGGCCUUCACUGGUUAGGCCACGUAAGGAGAAUGGAAGAAAGCUGUAUCCCAAAGAUGCUGCUGUAUGGAGAGUUGGCAGAAGGGACAAGACUUAUUGGAAGGCCACGUCUGAGAUUUAUGGACAUUUUCAAAAGGAGCAUGAGGGAAGCCAAUAUUGAAAACAAAGAAUGGGAGCUCAUUGCAGAACAACGUUCCAGCUGGCGAACAGCAGUGUAUGGAGUAAAAAAGGCAGAAGAUACGGGGAAAGAGGGACAACAAAAAGAACAAUACGGAAGUCAAGAUCUUACCAGAAAUCAAUAUUCUCCUGCGAGAAAUGCAGUCGAUGUUGUCAUUCUAGGAUUGGCCUAGUGAUCCACUCGUCGAAGUGUAGGACUACAUAGCUACUCCAUCGUCUCGCGAAGAUGGAAGGAUGCCAUAUAUAAAACUUUAUCAUUUUUUUUAUAAGUUUAUAAAUGGAUUAAUUAUAAAAUAAAAUAAGUAAUUGUGCAUGUUUCUGUACAUAAAAAUGUAUAAGAUGCAUUAGUUUAAAAAUAAAGGGAUCUUUUAAAUUUUUGAAUGAGUUUGUCAUCCCACCACCUCCCCCUCUCCACNCCUUUUUUUUUUUUCCUCCCAUUUUUAAAAUAUUUAUUUUACUGACCUUAGAAUUUGAAAGUAUUUUUAUGUAUGGACUACACCUUAAUGCUGUCCUCAUUUAGGGCACGAAUUGGCUGUGUGGGCUGUGGGGAUUAUAUCAGGUCAAGGUUUAAUGCUGACAGGAUCUGCUGACAAAACCAUCAAGUCCUGGAAAGCUGGCAAAUGUAUACAGACCUUCAAAGGUUUGGAUUUUUUCAUUAGGAUGCUUUUAUUUUGGAUAUGUAAAUUAGGCAAUAAAUUUUUGUUUCACUAUAUGUAUAUACACACAUGUUUCUUUUUCUUAAGUGAGUUAAAAUCAAAUUAACAUUAUAAUUAUAAGAAUAAAAUAAGUGGAAACAUUUUUUUAGUAACAAUUUGAACAACUUAAUUUCAGGCCAUGAAGACUGUGUACGGGCAAUUGCAGUAAUAAGUGAAGGAGAAUUUCUAUCUUGUUCAAAUGAUGCCACUGUACGUCGCUGGGCAGUAAACUCAGGGGAUUGCAUUGCAGUUUACUUUGGACAUACAAAUUAUGUAUAUGCGUAAGUGUCUGAAAUGUUCAAAUGUUAUUUCUGCUGUGUUUUUAUGUUUAAAGACUUUGAAAGACAUCAGUCCUUACGAUAAAAUUGAAUGUGUAAUAAAAUAUUUUUUUUAUUCACAACAAAUUAUUCAGGUAAUAACAAAAGUAACAUUGUACUUUAUAUAAUUCCUCACAUUUAAUUUUAUAAAAUAUCUAUCAACUUGUUAUUUUAACAAAGAAAACUUAAAUUUUUUGCCUUUUUUUUAACAGCUCAAAUAAUUUCACAAGACUUGUUACCACUUCAUUUAUUCCACUUUAGUUUAUCAAUCCUCCCAAAUGGUCAAGACUUUAUAACUGGAGGGGAAGACCGAACAAUGAGGGUGUGGCGAGAUGGAAAGUGCGUCCAGAGCCUUUACCAUCCCUGUGAGUCAGUCUGGGCUGUUUGUGCACUCCCCAAUGGAGACAUCGCCUCAGGUUCAAGGUAAAGUUAGUUUUGAUCCAAGAUAUUGAUUGUAAUGUCCAGCAAUUUUUCUCUUUGAGGGUAUAAUGAAAACUUGAAGACUUGAAUGUCUUUCUAAUAAUGUUCUUGUCUGCUUAAUUCUUACCCACUUAAACUUGUAUUUGUCUACUCCUUGUCAGUGAUGGAAUGAUACGAGUGUUCACUCAAGCCUCAGAACGAGUGGCCAGUGCAGAGAUCCUGGAAGCACAUGAAGCUGCUCUGGCCACUGCGCCCGUUUCAAGUCAACCACUGGGUGAUAUCAAAACUGAAGAUCUGCCUGGUCCAGAGAGUCUGAAGAAACCAGGUAAUACUGGCAACUUGUGAGUUAAAAAUAGAAACGGCUAACAACUUAAUAGUUAGAUACAGAAACAGUUAACAGUAAAAUUAAAUGGUGCCAAAGUCUUAAUACUUUUUGUUUUUGUUUUCCCUUUUGUCCUAGGUAAAAAAGAUGGUCAGACAACAAUGGUGAAUACAGGUAGUGGCGUAGAUGUGUAUCAGUGGGAUGCGAGCCAAGCCAAGUGGGUGAAGAUAGGAAAUGUUGUUGGAUCCAGUGGAAGCACACAGAGCACUUCUGGAAAGACUUUGUUUGAAGGGAAGGUUUGUAUAGCUGUAUUUAUUUGUGUUCAGUUGAUGGGUUCAAAUGGUAAAUACCAAUUUGAAGAAAAUACCAUUUGAAAAGGCAAAAAGACCUGUCAUAUAGAAAGUGUCAUUACAUUUUGUAUCUCUGUUAGCACAUUUAGGAUUCACCUUCAAAGCCGAUCAUGAACAUCUUGAGAUAAUCCAAAUAAGAUUUUUAAAAUUUAAUUAAUGAAUAGUCUUCCUACCAGUGUUUAGAGGUACACAAUAUUAGAUAUUUCCAAAUCUUCUCAUCCUUCUAAUCUUUGGCUUUUGUUUUCCCAGGAAUAUGAUUAUGUCUUCACUGUUGACAUCAAAGAAGGUGCUCCUCCGUUGAAACUGCCCUACAACAUAUCCGAAGAUCCCUGGAUGGCUGCCCAGCAGUUCCUCUACAAACAUGAACUGUCUCAGUCAUUCCUUGACCAAGUAGCUUACUUCAUUAUUGAGAACACCAAAGGGGUCACUCUAGGAACUGGCUCUGCCUUGGCCCAUUCAGACCCUUUUACUGGUAGGCUAUCUUGUACUGGAAUUAUAAUAAUACUAAUGCUAUAUCAGAUUGUGAUAUAAUAAUAAUGAUAUAUAAAAUAGUAAGAUUUGCUACUACACCUUUAUAAUGUCACAGUUUACAAUAAAGUUUUGUUAUUGUUGAUGCAAAAAAAAAAAAAUAAAGUUGAUUUUGUUCAUAUUGUUUCAAAAGAUACCAACCUACAACAAACCACAAUAACCCACAACAACCUACAACAACCAAUUUUGUUGGUGUGUACACAAGCACAUUAAUAAUUUCUUGAACGAAUUUGAAGUUAUUAAUGUUGUAUUUUUUUCUGACAAUUAUUUUAUUUUUGUUGUUCAGGUGGGGACAGAUACAUUCCAGACAAGGAUGAAGGCAUAAAUACCCCCAUGGAUGUAUCAGAUCCAUUUACUGGGGCAGGGAGAUAUAUACCUGAUGGUCAGUACACAAUGUUCUCAUCAAGCAAUUCAAGAACAUUAUUUACAUUUUUUUUUGUUAUUCUCCGUUCAAGAUUUAUUUAAAUUAAAAUGUUCACUUUAUGUUGUAUGGUCCCUUUCAAUAAACUGGAAUGAGGAAUGAAUGACUUAGAAAUAAACUAUAAAAUGUCUCAUCAAUUGAAAUGCCAUGGAUGAUAAUUUUACUUUGACAAUCAUGUUCAACACUGGUCAAUGAAUCAAAUCCUAUUAACUCUAUUCAUCACACUUAAAAUAGACAUUUUUAUAUUUUCUUAAUUUAAUUUUUUUGUUUAACUGACUUAACUUUUGCUCUUAGGUCAAACCACUACUGCUGCCAAUGUUUCCAAUAGUCACUUUCCUGUCAAGACAUACAUAUACAUGGAUUCUGCUAGCUCUGCAGAGCAGAUAUUAGGUACCUAGACUUUUAAUUCCCUUACCUGUGUUCUUAAAUGUCUAGAGGGAGUUUUUAUUUUAAAGGUUUGAACAUUUUAUGUGAUUCAAUGAGUAGUUUUAAUGUUCGUUUUAAUUGUAAAUGGCUAAAAUUACUUAAAACACAACAAAAAUUUGUUAGAAUAUUUUGUAAUGGUAGUUUUUUUUUAAAGGCUAAAAUUACGUAAAACACAACACAAAAGAAGCUGUGCUUAAAAUAAGAAUAAUUUUUGUUCAGUCAUUAUUCAAAGUAUUUUAUUAAAAAGAUGUCAAAGUUACUUACCAAUAAACUUUUAUUAUAAAUUUGUAUCUACCAUUUACUGAAAAUCCAGGUAAAUUAAAAGAAUUUAACAAGUCUGUGGAGCCUGAUGCCCAGGUACCCGACCAAUCGUUAGAAAGCUUAAUUCCUUUGAUGUCAGGCCAGUCCAGUCCAGAGGGGGUUAAAAUCCUAGAGAAGCUGAUUGCAUGGCCUCCAGGUACGUGGAGACAACUUUAAGCAUAUCUUCUACAAAUGAUACCUUGACAGGAAUAGAAUUUUUGAUGGUUUUGUUGUCAUGCUAAGUAUUAUUUCAUAAAUGUUUGGAAGAGAAGUAGUAAUAUAGAAUGUGGUCAUGUGUUCAAAAGGUCUAAUAAGUAUAUGCAUAAAUAAAUCUCCACUGAUCAAACCACUUCUUAUAUAGGUUAAAGGUAAUUUCUAUCCUGAUAUUCCCAUAUGCUUGUUUGUUUGGUUGGGAAUUACUUUCGAAUGCUGAUAUCUUUAGUUAGUUCAGAUAUUUGUUACACAGUUCAGUGGUAAAGAAGUCAUUAAAAAUUCGGUGCAGUCUAUAAAAUUUCCAUAAAUGGUACAAUACUUGAUGAUGUGAUAUUACUGUUACAUCCUGCGUAACAAUCAUUUACUCAGCAAAGUAACCUUUAAGAAAUAAAGUUUUAGCCUAACAUUUCAAAACCAUUUUAAUGAUCAAAACUUGAAAUUAUCCAUACAAUAUAACACUUAUAAUUUUUUUGUCCUGUAUGAAAGAUGUAUAUUGUGCAUGGAAUAUGUUUACAAAAAAAACACCUGGUAAUAUUGUCUUCCUGAACUUUUAAUAUUUUUUUUUAACAGAAUUUGUUUUCCCGGCAUUAGACAUUUUACGAAUCAGUAUAAAAAACAGUGCUAUUUGUUCACUCUUCUGCCAACGGCCAAACUUCAUCGACUUGUUGUGUCAACAUGCCAGCCAGGGUAACAGCCAGCCGUGCCGCAUGUUAGCUAUGCGCACAUUCGCCAACCUUUUCAGAUACCCUGAUGGAACAUCUCUGAACAUUCAGCAAAUUGACGCCAUCCUGCAGUCGGCAAUCAACGGCAAGGAUCUCACCACAAAAAAUGCCCAGGUGGCUGUGGCAACGGUUAUUCUCAACUACUGUGUUAAACUCUCAAGUCUAGAUGACCUGGAAAGCAAGUCCAAAUGUCUGCAGGCUGUCGGUGAACUGUUGAGCACUGAGCUAGAUCCUGAGGCCUCAUAUCGUUUGCUGAUAGGCGUUGGAACAUUGGUGACAGGGGACGAUGGCUGCAAAGCUUUGUCUCACUCCAUCGACUUGCCAGCGAUGAUCUCCAAGUUUGUCAGCUCUGAAACGGGCAAGCUGGUGGAGUGCUCCAAGCUGCUCUCUCAAACAUUGUCCAGUUGAUAGGUAGAACGGUGCUGGCUUUAGUUAACACAUGUCAUCUAAUCCUGACCCACACUGCUUAAUCACUUACAAAGCCACUGUGUUUUGUUCAUGUUAACUUUAGUAAAUUACACAGGACGCUAAGGUAGUAAGAAUAAAAGUUAUGAAAAAUGAGCAAAAAAUAUAGUAAGCCCUCUAGAAGGAUUAUUUAAGAAAUAAAAUAUAGUAUUAAACUUUUGUCUUUUCCAUUUUAGUAAUAAGAUUUCAAAUUGCGAGAUGACAAACUUUGGUCACUUGGUAGACUUCUAAAAUAUUCUGGACAAUUAAAAUGUGUAAAAAACGUCCUUGGUUAUUUUAUUAUUUAAAAUGUUAUUAUUUUAUCAUCAUUAUUAUUUAGCAUUUAAAGUGAAUAAAAUAAGGAAAAUGUAGCAAAGAAUUGCAUCAAUUUGAUUUGUGCCAACAUAUUCCGAUAUAAAUUAAUGUAAGUGAAUAAUUGGGAGUUUCACAACUAGUUCAUAAGAUGUUCAUACAAUGGAUACGAAGUAAAAGCCUACCAAUAUUUUUCUCAUAUGAAUCGAGUCGUGCUGACAUAUCUUUCAAUGUUUCAACAAAGAUAUGUCUAAAAUUUACUAAUUUAAGUAUUAACAAUUUAACUCAUUAAGUUGCUUGCAUAAAAAUACAAUCAAACGUUGUUAAUGAGAACUAGUUGGUGUCAGAAGCCAUUCCACUCGCCCAAUAUUUAUUUUGUUGGAGUGAAAAAAGUUAAUUUAAAAAAAUGUUUUCAAAACCUUUGCACAGCCCAACAAAUGCUGAUCAACAUAUGCUGGAAAUCAGCAAACUUCAAAAGUCUGGCAAUAACUAACAUGUUUGAACAUGAUUUACAGGAUCUUUAAAUAAAAAUUUUUAUAUUAAGAAACAUAUUUAUUAAUCAUUUCUAUGUUAUAAAUUAACACCAGGACAUGUCUGAUGUGUUGACAACUCCAACACAAAAUAGAUUGAAUUGAACUGUAAAUACUGCACUGAUGAGAUCCUACUUUUACAAUGGACUGGUUGUCUAAAUUAAAUUCUUUUUGAGAUCUGGAGCCAUACAAUGAGGCCAUGAUUACAUUGUGGAGGCAGACACUGAGGCCAUGAUUACAUUGUGGAGCAAAACAAUGAAGCUAUGAUUACAUUGUGGAGCCAGACAAUGAGGCCAUGAUUACAUUGUGGAGCCAGACAAUGAGGCCAUGAUUACAUUGUGGAGCCAGACAAUGAGGCCAUGAUUACAUUGUGGAGCCAGACAAUGAGGCCAUGAUUACAUUGUGGAGCCAGACAAUGAGGCCAUGAUUACAUUGUGGAGCCAGACAAUGAGGCCAUGAUUACAUUGUGGAGCCAGAC
Messenger RNA from Lymnaea stagnalis (great pond snail), 8701 nucleotides. The record is from the annotation of a GenBank genome assembly. Lineage: Eukaryota; Metazoa; Mollusca; Gastropoda; Lymnaeidae.